Messenger RNA from Glycine soja, 4499 nucleotides. RefSeq names its product auxilin-like protein 1. Gene Ontology annotation, cellular component: intracellular membrane-bounded organelle; vesicle; cytoplasm. Gene Ontology annotation, biological process: clathrin coat disassembly; clathrin-dependent endocytosis. The transcript has 7 exons. The record is from RefSeq and is a predicted model, not a curated record. Gene Ontology annotation, molecular function: clathrin binding. Lineage: Eukaryota; Viridiplantae; Streptophyta; Magnoliopsida; Fabales; Fabaceae. The coding region runs from base 171 to 4151 and encodes 1326 amino acids.
CCUCUCAUUCCGUUGCAAAAGACUUUUACUAUAUUUUGUUUUUCUCUCUCACAAUUUUUCUGCUUGCUUCUACUUCGUGUUUCUCUGACUCUUGCUGAACCAGUCUUGCAUAGUCAGAGAAAACAAACGUAAGCAAGAAGAAGGAGAACUUCGCCACCGUUGUGGCUGCCAUGGAAUUCACAGCUGCCACCGCUACUCUCACGAAGAAGCUCUCCAACGGCUGUGGCUACAGCGUCACCGGAAGAUCUGCGUACGACGGUGUCUUCGCCACUCCUAUCAAGCUCCGCGCUCCGAGCUUCUCCUCUCACUUCGACGAUUACCGCGAGAUUUUCUGCACGUCGUCGCCCGGUUCCUCGAUUCCGAUCCUUGAACUUCCGGAGCUCAACCAGAGGAGAAAGAACGACGAUGUUUGGCGCUCCAAGCUCGAUUACUCGAAAGUCUUCAGCGGGUUCGGGAAUCUAGACGCCACUGCUGCGGUGCCUUUCGAGGAGCUUGUUGCUGAGCCUAAGGAGAAAGAGAGCUUCAGAGCAAAGAGCAAGGUCAAAGGAGAAAACCAAUCUUCCAGGGAAGAUCUAACUAAUUGUUCAAAGGAAAUUCCAGUGGCAUCAUGGUCGUCUAAUGAUACCAGAAGGAUCAAUAUGUCAUUUCACAAAGUUAACCAAGGAAGCGAAAAUGGAACAAAUGGGAUGACACAUAUUGCUCAACUCCGUGCUGUCCCUGCUUACACUCAAUUAAUUGAAGAAGUCAAUCCGCUGAAGAUGAACAGAGUUAAUAAGUCUAUACCGGUAGCACAGGAUACUACUUGUUCUGGUAGUCAUGGCAAUGAGGGGAAAAAAGAAGCUGCACAUUCUACUAAAUCAUUUACUGGUGCUUCACCUGAUAAUUCUAAGAAACAGCCUUCCAACAAUGGAGUGAAAGUUACAAGUACAUCUGAUUCUAUUGAUCUGUUUUUUGGUGCAUGUGAGAUUAGCAAUGGAAGUAAUGGAAUACAUCAUGUCAAAGUUCCUCUAUCAGAGACUACAGAAGGUAACAGUGAAGCUAUGAAAUCAAUGCCAACCAAAUGUCAGGCAUCUAAAAGUAGCUCAUCUGAAGGUGUUGCUGGUGGUGAUUCGCCAUCAUACUUAGAUGACAUGGUAGACUCAAAUUCAGAGGUAGCUGCUUCUGUAGCUGCUUUAAGAAAGGCAAUGGAAGAGGCUCAAGUAAGAAUGAAGGUUGCAAAAGAGUUGAUGAGAAGAAAGAAAGAAGGUUUUCCUGAUCAUGUCAAACGAAAGUCUAAUAUUGAAUUGAAAGCUGAGAGAAAAAAAGAGGCUAAAGACACAUAUAAAACAAAGAAACCUGAUACAAAGCAAACAUUUAGAGAAAUGGAUGCUUUUCCAAAUGCUUCUUCUGAGUUAGGGAAAUCAACAAUGAGAAUAGAGCAAGUGAGGCCAGAUCUGGGGGCAAAAGAAACAAGUGUUGCUAAAGAAGCUGUACAAAAAGCACAGAAGAAAUUGAAAUCAACUCAAGUGAAAUAUGAGAAAGAGGUUGAACAGAAAGACGCGGAUCAUAAAGGAAAAAUUCUUGAGCUUAAAGAGGCAAAAAAUAACAAGAAAGAGCUGUACGUUAAAAACACAGAUAGGAGUGCCACUAAUAAACCAGAAGAAUCCGAUCAAACAAUAGAAGUGGUUAAGAAAUAUUGUAGGCUGGAGAAUAAUGAAGAGAAGGUCCAUGUGGAUAAUGAAGCAAGUGUGUGUGAAGAACUUGUCCAGGAAACUAAGCAUAGGUGUCAGGAAGCAGUAGAUGAAACAAAACUGGUUCAUGAGACACUUGAAUGUGGAACAAUGGACAAGAGUUUGAAGUUUAUUGAAACUGGGGAAGUUGAGAAUAAGGCUACACCUUUUUAUGAACUGGAAGACGAUGAAAGCAACCUUGGUGGGCAAGGAUUAAUAACAAGAAAUGGGAAAAAAGUUACUUGUAAGCCAGAAGAAGAUGGCAACAAAUUUGAAGGGUCCUUUGAUCUGGAAGAAUGCCAAACAAAUUUGAGAGCUGCUCAGGAACUGGGAGAGGUUGAGAAGAACAUUACCCAAGAGCAAAAAGGAAGUGAGGAUAGAGUUGCAGUGUCCAAUGAGCUGGAAGAAUGCAAAAUAAAUUUGAGAGCUGCUCAGGAACUGAGAGAGGUUGAGAAGAACAUUACACAAGAGCAAAAAGGAAGUGAGGAUAGAGUUGCAGUGUCCAAUGAGCUUGAAGAAUGUGAAUUGACAGAGAUUCUGGAGCCACUUAACAAUGAGAAUGUGCACAGUCAACAUGGCUCAGAUUUCAUAAGUACAGAUGAAGACAUAGAAAACUUUGGUUGUUUAGAGAAUAGAAAGAAAAGGAAUGAUUCUGGUUUUCUUGAUAUCUAUCAAGAAAUCGAAUAUUCUGGUCAGAGAGAAGCCACUGAUGAUGCAUUGUAUAAUAAGGAGCCAACUGAAGUAAUUAGAGUGACUCAAUCUGAUCCUAGUUGUGAGGAAGUAAAAGCCGAGGAGGCUGGCAAGUCCACAGAAACCAGCUCAAGCUAUGAUCCAGAUGAAACUGAGAAGUUGAACAAAACUCAGGUAGCUGAUACAACUAUUGAAAAUGAGGAAACUCUGAACGUAAAUCCAGAGGUUCAUUCAUGUGAUGUGCAGGAUGAUACAAUGGUAGCGAGUAGUGCUUCAUUUCAACAUCAAGAGAGAUAUGAAGAAACAGACCCUGUUCAGGAGACAAACGAUUUCCAUGAGAAACAUAAUGCAGGUGAGACUUCUUCCUUCAUUCAAAUUGCCCCUGAACUCAAUGGGGCAGUCAAUCAAAUGCAAAAUAUAUUUGAAACAGAGACCUCCGAAGGUAAUGCUACAAGUAUUGGUGACACUGACAUAAAUGAUAGGCAAAAUCAAGAUCAGUGCUGGGAAAAGUCAGAAAAUGACUGCAAUCUGGAAAUGCUUGUUGAAGACAUAAUAACUCCUGAGUCUGCAGAAAUCUGCAAGGAUGCUAAGGAGAAUAGGGUUACAUUAAAUGAAGAGGCAGAUGAGAAUCAAUCUAAUUUUUCUAAUGAGGAAAAUUUGUUUGACAAUGAACACAAUAUAGAAGAAUCUCAGAUAUCUAGUUCAUCUGAUCGGAAAUCAAGUCUUUUCAAAGAAGAGGAGGUUGAAUCAAGUCACAGCAAUCUAAGGGAGAGUAAUCGAGCAUCUGUAAUAAUGGAAGAGAAGGAAGCAAAUGGCAACUUGCAUAAGGAAGAGCAGGAAAAGGAACAACUCAAAAAACUUGCUGAAGCAAACGAGACGAAAAGAGAAAGAGAAAAGGAAAAAUUAGCUGUAGAAAGAGCAAUUCGUGAAGCACGUGAAAGGGCAUUUGCUGAUGCCAGAGAAAGGGCGACUCUAGAGAGAGCUGCAGCAGAAGCACGUCAGAAAAACAUUUCUGAUGGACGAGAAAGGCUAGGAAAAACCACUAGUCAGGCAAAUGAGAAGACACCAGCUGAGAAGGCUGCUAUGGAAGCAAAACUUAAAGCUGAACGUGCCGCGGUGGAGAGAGCAACUGCAGAGGCACGGGCACGUGCCCUAGAAAGGGCACUCUCUGAGAGAGCUGCCUCUGAGGCAAGAAAUAAAUCUGACAAAUCUGUUGCAGGUUUUGGGGCUUCCCGUGAUAAUGGAAUAAAGCAUAACUUCUAUUCAAAAUCUUUCAGCUAUGGUGUUCGUGAUUCUACUGAUGUAUUUGAUGGAGCUGAUGGUGAUUCUGCUCAGAGAUGUAAAGCUAGGUUUGAGAGGCAUCAGAGAAUAGGGGAACGUGUGGCAAAGGCUCUUGCAGAAAAGAAUAUGCGUGACUGGCUUGUGCAGAAGGAGCAAGAGGACAGAAAUAGGGUAGCAGAAUCUCUUGAUGCUGAUGUUAAAAGGUGGUCAAGUGGGAAGACAGGAAACUUGAGGGCAUUGCUUUCAACAUUACAAUAUAUCCUUGGCCCCGAUAGUGGUUGGCAACCGAUUCCUUUGACAGAUAUAGUAACCACCACUGCUGUAAAGAAAGCAUAUCGUAAAGCUACUCUAUUUGUGCAUCCUGACAAGCUGCAGCAGCGGGGGGCAAGCAUUCAACAAAAGUACAUCUGCGAGAAGGUUUUUGAUCUUCUAAAGGAAGCUUGGAACAGAUUUAACAUGGAAGAACGAUAAGAAGUACACAAUGUUGAGCUGUCUGAUGGCAAUGCGCGCGCGUUUGCGACGAUUCAAGUGUAUUUAUUUUUAUUAUUGUUACUGUAUGAAAAGUAAGCUCAAAGCAAUCAGCCAAUAUUGAUGGGCUGCAUGUGAAACUUUAAUGUAUAGCUCAACAUGUACCGUUCUACAUUUUUAUUAAUUCCUUUCCACCUAUAAUAGGCCUUUAAUUAAUUACAGAAUAUUUUACCCAGAAAAUAGCUGGUUGACUAGCAAAGUAACUAAAAGUCUUGGAUGAAUCAGUCCAACUUGAUUUAAUUGGUGUUUGAAUCAAUCAUGAAUCAAUAACAUUACAUUCUUGGUGGGUCA